AAUGUCUCAUGCUUCUUCUUCCAAAAUUUGCAAGUACAAUGUCUUUUUGAGUUUUAGAGGAGAAGAUACACGUAGAACUUUUGUAAGUCAUCUACAUAAGGCUUUGGAACAAAGUGGAAUCCGCAUUUUUAAAGAUGAUGAGCGAUUAGAAACGGGAAAAUCAAUUUCUGAUGAACUUUUAAAAGCCAUAGAAGAGUCUAAAAUUGCUAUAGUGAUAUUUUCAAAAAGCUAUGCAUCGUCAAGAUGGUGCUUAGAGGAGCUUGCACACAUCAUAAAGUGUAAAAAUGAAUUGGAGCUGAUAGUGAUUCCAGUUUUCUAUGAUGUGACUCCAUCAGAUGUGCGCCAUCAAAAUCCCCCUUUUGCUGAUUCAUUUUUACAAUACAAAGAUGAUAUGGACAAGGUUCAGAGAUGGAGGGCUGCAUUUGUGGAGGCAGGGAAAAUAGCAGGACUGGUAAUUGGGCCUAAUUCUCAUGUAAUUGGGCCUAAUUCUCAUGCUGAAGGAGUGAUUUCUCUAUGCAAGUUCUACUCAUCAACUGGUGUCUGCAUGUUUGGGAUCUAUGGGAUGGGUGGCAUUGGUAAAACAGCUGUUGCCAAAGCCGUCUACAAUCAAAUCUACAGGGCGUAUGAAGGUUUCUCCUUUGUGGCUCAUGUAAGAGAGCGCUCGGAAAAUAACAUGCUUCACAACCUACAGGAACAACUUCUAUCUAAGGUUCUAAAAAGAGAGAACUUUAAAGUCCAAUAUAAUGUUGAUAAGGGAAAAUGCCUAAUCCAAGACAGACUUGCUCAGAGGAAGGUCCUCAUUGUUCUGGAUGAUGUCGAUGACAUGAGCCAGAUAAAAGCAUUGGCGGAAGAGAGAAGUUGGUUUGGUUCGUGGAGCAUAAAAAUUAUAACAACAAGAAAUGAGAAUUUGCUAGAUGAUGUUGGAGUAGACUAUAAGUACGAGGUAACACGGUUGGAUGAUUUCUCUUCCAAGCGACUCUUUUGCUUUCAUGCUUUCAAGUCUACUGUACCCGAGAAUUUGGAUCAUGAGUUGGUGAAUGACAUAGCAAGUCUAGGUGGAGGGGUUCCUUUAGCACUCGAAGUUUUGGGCUCUCUUUUGCAUAAAAAGGACGAUCAAACAUGGAGAAGUACCCUCGAGAGCUUGAAAAAUCUUGCUCAUCACAGUAGUAUUCACAAAGCACUCAAAGUAAGCUAUGACUCACUUGAUGAUAACUCUAAGGAGAUUUUCCUUGACAUUAAUCAUUUGUGGAUGCAUGAUUUAGUUCGAGAUAUGGCUAGAGAAAUUGUUCAUCAAGAGUCACUUAAAGAGCCUCAUAUGCGCUCUAGGUUGUGGUUUCAUGAAGAUGUCCAUUAUGUUCUAGAAAAGAACAAGGGUAGCGAACGGAUAGAAGGCAUCAGCGCCAACCAUCCCAGAGUGAAAGAUUUAACUGUUGACACAAAGUCCUUUGCAAGAAUGGAUAGGUUGAAAAUAUUUCAAGCAAAAGGAAUGAAUUUUACUGGAAGCUUCAAAAAUUUGUUUGAGGACUUAAGAUGGCUAAGUUGGCAAAAUUUCCCUUGGAAAUGUUUACCUACUGAUAUUCAUCUAACCAAACUUGUGGCUCUGGAAAUGCAAUAUAGCAACAUCAUGGAAGUUUGGCAAUCCACCAUCAAGCCCCUGGAAAACCUGGCAUAUCUAAAUCUCAGUCAUUGUCAACGACUAAAGCGAACUCCUGAUUUUUCAAGGGCAAUAAGUCUUGAGACAAUAUUGUUUACAGGUUGCUCCGAGUUGGGUGAGAUUGAUUCAUCAAUAAAAUAUUUGGUGAAACUUGUUUACUUAAAUCUGGAAGACUGUGUAAGCCUCAAGAAUCUACCAAGCAACAUUUGCAAGCUAGAAUCACUUCAACAUCUAAAUAUGUCAGGUUGCUCGGGUCUACAACAACUGCCUGCUGAUUUGGGACACUUGAAAAACCUAAGAAGCUUAUCAUUACAAGGAUGCAACAGAAGUUUAAAGGCUCAAUCUUGGCUGACUUCUAUUUUAUCUUAUGUACCAUGGGCAGGAAGUAGUUCAUCGUGUCCAGAGAGGUUGUUGCCACAUUCCCUUUCCCGUUUAAGUCACUUGACGGAGCUCAAUCUCAACGAUUGUAGGCUUUCAGAAGCAGAUGUUCUCACCAAUCUUGGGAGUUUAACCUCAUUGGAAUACUUGGAUUUAGGAGGAAAUGAUUUUUACACUCUCCCAUCAUCCCUCUUUUGCGACCUAUCUGAGCUACAGUGUCUUGUCCUGGAUAAUUGCAAGAAUCUUCAAAUUCUCCCACUACUUCCUUCUAAUCUGCAAGUGCUCCAUGCAAAUGAUUGUUCAUCCAUUGAAAGUCUAGACAUGUCCAAUUACAGGAUACUGCCACAGCUCUAUGUAUCUAAUUGUGACAUAUUGUCCGAGAUUAAGGGCAUGGAAACUAUCGAAAAUGUUGAAUAUGUUCGCAUAGAGAGCAGUAGCCAGCUGGCAAGACGUUUCUUUAAUGAAAGUUUCUUCCAGCUGACGGGAGAAUGUGAUAAAGAUCUUCCUUAUCCAAGCAGCUACUAUAUUGCAGGUAGCGAGGUUCCAGAAUGGUUCAGCAACCGAAACAUAGGAUCUAAUAUAACCUUAACAAUGCCACCAAACAUAGAACAUAACUUCCAGGGAAUGAUCCUUUGGUCUAUCUACCAGUGCAAAUACAAUGGAGUUUUUCAAUAUGGUCCUGUCAUAGAGGUCGGUGAUCAGACCAAUAAGGUUACAUGGGUCCUUUACUUCCCCAGUAUUACUGUAACCGCUGACAAACGUUCUUGGGUGACCUUCAUACCACGAGAUUACUUUUGUCCUGCUUUAGAAGGUGGAGAACAAAUCAUAUUUUCGUUCAGUAUCAGAGAGCAAGGAUUCACAGGGUUAAAAGUGGCAAAGUGUGGCGUCCAUCCACUCUAUGCAACAGCAGGAAGAACAUUGCCAAAACUCGAGUUUCGAGAUCCUCGGAGUAAUUUUGAGGAAAGGAGGUUGAUACCCUUGUGGAGACAAUCAUCCAUUGCUGAAGUAGGACAUGUUAUGUCAUAUAAUCUUAAUAAUGGCACUGAUGAUCAGCACAUUCAGAAAGUCAUAUUCAGCGGCCUUCGUCUUUCAGAAGCUGGUGAUGGGACAUCUUUAUUUCACAACAUCAUCGGCACACCUUUCCAUGUAAAUCACGCCAGAUUUUGCAGGAAGCAUAUGACCAUAGUCGACGGAAUACAGACGAUUGGCGAGAUCUAUUUUGCGACGUGGUAG
Solanum tuberosum (potato) is the source of this 3265-nucleotide messenger RNA. RefSeq names its product TMV resistance protein N-like. The record is from RefSeq and is a predicted model, not a curated record. The coding region runs from base 2 to 3265 and encodes 1087 amino acids. Gene Ontology annotation, biological process: signal transduction; defense response. Gene Ontology annotation, molecular function: ADP binding; protein binding. The transcript is spliced from 6 exons. NCBI's taxonomy places the organism in Eukaryota, Viridiplantae, Streptophyta, Magnoliopsida, Solanales, Solanaceae.